Coccomyxa subellipsoidea C-169 is the source of this 1197-nucleotide messenger RNA. Its product is annotated as ARM repeat-containing protein. The record is from RefSeq and is a predicted model, not a curated record. Gene Ontology annotation, molecular function: protein binding. The transcript is spliced from 6 exons. Bases 1 to 1197 code for a protein of 398 amino acids. NCBI's taxonomy places the organism in Eukaryota, Viridiplantae, Chlorophyta, Trebouxiophyceae, Coccomyxaceae.
AUGGAGACCAACACGAUGAAGCAAGCCAGGGAGCACGUGGCACAGCUGUUUUCUGGGCCGGAGGGGCAGCGGCUGAGGGCGGGUCUGGCCCUGCGCGAUAUGGCGGGUCAACCGGCACACAAGGCGGCCGUACGCGAGGCCGGCGGCGUUGAAGCGCUGUUGGCAGUGCUGGACGGCGGCUGCCAGCACCCCCUCACAGUCGUGGCCGCAGAGGCGCUGUCCUGCCUCGCUGUUGACGACCCGCUCAGCAGGGAUCUGAUGCGGCGCGCGGACGCGGCCGGCAAACUAGUGGCGUUACUGGCGGCCGGGCCGGAGUCGGAGGCGGCGCACCGGGCACUGCUGGCGCUGCGCAUACUCACAGACAGAGAGGGGGACCGCAUGGCUAUACUAAAGGCGGGGGGCAUCCCCCCGCUGGUGGCCCUGCUGCGCCAGGGCCCCUACAGCGAGCACACCGAGUACGCCGCCGCCGUCCUCGGCAACCUCGCCGCCGGCGGACAGCCGCUCAAGGACGCCGUCCGGGAGGCAGGGGCGAUAAGCGUGCUGGUGGAGCUGCUGGCAGCUGACACGGGCGAGAUAGCGGCUGAGCUGGCAGCGGUAGUUCUGCGCAACCUGGCGCUCGGCAACGCCGCUAAUCGCGCGGCCAUCGUUGCUGCUGGGGGACUGCAGCCGCUGCUGCACCUGCUCUCCAUGGGCCAGGACAAGCUCGUGCACCCCAUGUCCUGCGAGAUGGUUUACGCGGAGGACAAGGGGUCCACUGUGCAGCGGCACAAGGCAGGCCUGUGCUGCUUUGACCCAACUGCAGGCCACCUCUGUGUCGCCGCCGCCACACCGCUGGGUGUUUUUGGCUGCAUCCAACCCCCAAGGCAGGCAUCGCCGCGUGAGAGCGGGGCCGAGCGAUACUUGCUGAUGCGCAAGCUGACGGUGACGGAGCCCAAUGCAGACACGCUGGAGCUGUGCUUUGUGAUGGCCGACUGCGAGGGCGCACUUCAAAUAAAGGAGCCCCUCAAACGGCGGCAGAAGCAGCUGCACCGCCUGCUCCGCCUGACCAUCACCCCUUGCAGCGCCACCGAUCUCAAGGGUGCCCUGAUGCGCAUGCUGACGAGGCUGCAUCUUGAGCUGGAGUUCAGAGACUUUGACCUGGGUAAGGAGAACGGGGCUGCCCUGCCGAUCAAGCAUGCCAGGAUCAAUGCAACCUGA